Passer domesticus (house sparrow) is the source of this 8549-nucleotide messenger RNA. It is a transcript of the gene PEX5L, whose product is annotated as peroxisomal biogenesis factor 5 like. Gene Ontology annotation, biological process: protein import into peroxisome matrix, docking. The transcript has 15 exons. The coding region runs from base 505 to 2406 and encodes 633 amino acids. Gene Ontology annotation, cellular component: peroxisomal membrane; cytosol. The record is from RefSeq and is a predicted model, not a curated record. NCBI's taxonomy places the organism in Eukaryota, Metazoa, Chordata, Aves, Passeriformes, Passeridae. Gene Ontology annotation, molecular function: protein binding.
AAGGAGGCCGGGGCUGCCGGCGGGAGGCGGGGGAGGGCGGCCGGGGCCGGGGCCGCCAGGCCGGGGCGGCUGCAGCGGGACGAGGCGCGGCGCGGGCGGGCGGGCGAGGCCCGGCAGCAGCGGCGGCCCCGCUCCGCCCCGCGGCUCUCCCCGCCCGGCCGCCCGCAGCCCUGCCCGCGUCCUCCCGCCUGCCCAGCAGCCCCGAGCACCGCUCCGGGCAGUGCCGGCACCGCCUGGCAGGGGAAACACCGGCAGCGAGGCGAGAGGCGGCCGCCGAACAGCUCUGGGUUACUGAAACCAGUACGGGAGCUGCCAGGACAAACGGAGCGCUAGCCAAAAAUAGCUCCUUCAGGGUUAGCCUUUUUUUUUUUUUCCUUUUUCUUUUUUUUUUUUUUCCCUUUUUUUUUUUUUUUUUCCUUUCUUGUAGCCGAGCGGCCGGAGCAGUGCCCCCCGCGCAGCACAGCCGACCUGCCGGCCUGAGGGCAGCGGAGCGGCCGCGGCAGGAUGUACCAGGGACACAUGCAGGGCAAAGGCGCUAGGGCGGCCGAUAAGGCUGUGGCCAUGGUGAUGAAGGAGAUUCCGAGGGAGGAGUCUGCAGAAGAAAAGCCCCUCCUCACUGUGGCAUCCCAGCUGGUGAAUGAGCAGCAGGAGAGCAGACCCCUCCUGAGCCCCUCCAUUGAUGACUUUCUCUGUGAAACUAAGCCAGAAGCUGUGGCAAGGCCUGUAACAUCGAAUACUGCAGUAUUAUCAACAGGUCUGGAUCUCUUGGAUCUUAGUGAACCUGUCUUACAAACCCAAAACAAAGCAAAGAAAUCAGAGAAUCCUUCAAGAACUGAAGGCUUAAAAGCUUCAACCCACAGAAAGAAGACAGAGAAUCCUGACCUGAUCAGUGUGGAUUCUGAGCAGAAAGUCCAGGCUGCCAGAGUUGCAGACAAGUCUUCUCUAGAUUUAGUUGAUAUUCAGACACAGAUAGAGAAAUGGGAUGAUGUCAGUUUUCAUGGAGACAGGAGUAGCAAGGUCCACCCUUCUGCAGAGAGAACAUCAUCAUCAUCCAGAGCUCCAUCAAAAGAGAUUUUAUGGUCCACAGAAAACAGAUCACAGUCUGAGCUGGCUAAUGUCAAGAGUGCCUUGGACUCUGAUUCAGCAUCAGAAUUAGAGCUUGCACCUGCAAUACAGGUGGGGGAGCAGUGUGGUCACAGGACUUUUUCCUGCUGGAAAAGGAACUCUAAUACGGAGGGCUCUGGGCUAAAGGCACGGUCAAGUAAGGAGCAGCGUUGGGGAACACCUCUUCUCUCCAGAAAUCACUCCUUGGAGGAGGAAUUUGAAAGAGCAAAGGCAGCUGUUGAGUCUGACACAGAGUUUUGGGAUAAAAUGCAAGCAGAAUGGGAAGAAAUGGCUCGCAGAAACUGGAUUUCAGAGAACCAGGAAGCACCAGGGCAGGUCACCAUCUCAACCAUCGAGAAGGGUUAUUAUUUCCACACUGACAAUCCCUUCAAAGACUGGCCUGGUGCUUUUGAGGAAGGGCUGAAAAAAAUGAAGGAAGGUGACCUGCCUGUUACAAUCUUGUACCUGGAGGCUGCAAUUCUCCAAGAGCCCAACGAUGCUGAGGCCUGGCAGUUCCUGGGUAUAACACAGGCAGAAAAUGAAAAUGAGCAGGCAGCCAUCGUGGCCCUCCAAAGGUGCUUGGAACUGCAGCCAAACAACCUGAAAGCUCUGAUGGCCCUGGCUGUGAGUUACACCAACACUGGCCAUCAACAAGAAGCCUAUCAAUCCCUGAGAAACUGGAUAAAGCAAAAUCCAAAAUACAAGUACAUAGUGAGGAGCAAAAAAGGGUCCCCAGCACUUACAAGGAGGAUGUCUAAGACAGCAGAUGAAAGCUCAUUACUCGAAGAAGUAAAGGAUUUGUACCUGGAGGCUGCUCACCAGAAUGGUGAUAUGAUAGACCCUGACCUGCAGACAGGACUUGGGGUUCUUUUUCACCUGAAUGGAGAAUUUAACAGAGCAAUAGAUGCAUUUAGUGCUGCAUUAACUGUUCGACCAGAGGACUACACGUUGUGGAACCGCCUUGGGGCAACCUUGGCCAACGGGGACCGCAGUGAGGAGGCUGUGGAGGCUUACACACGAGCUCUGGAAAUCCAGCCUGGCUUCAUCAGGUCCAGGUACAACCUGGGCAUAAGCUGCAUCAACCUAGGGGCAUACAGAGAGGCUGUCAGCAACUUCCUCACUGCUCUCAGUUUGCAAAGAAAAAGCAGGAAUCAGCAGCAAGUUCCCCACCCUGCUCUGUCAGGCAAUAUUUGGGCAGCACUUCGGAUUGCUCUGUCUAUGAUGGACCAGCCAGAACUAUUCCAAGCUGCCAAUGUGGGUGAUCUAGACAUUCUCUUAAGAGCUUUUAAUCUAGAGCCGUAAUAAAAAGGAUUCAAAAAUUUAUUGAAUUGUAUUAGGAAACAGAGAACUUUUUUAUUACUCAUCCCCAAAUGACCACAUUUUCCAAAAGAUCAUGACUGUAGAUCAGUAGGGGAAUUCCUUCAGGCAUUAUUCAUAAAGGGAAAGUUCAAAAGCACAAAAAUAGUGUAAAUAAAUUCAAACUCAAAGGGUUGAAAUGAGCUGUAGCUAAUCGGACAAAGCCCUGAACUAGACAAAAUAGCAAUUUCUGAAGAAUCUCCAUCCCAUGCAAGCUAUAUCUCUCUAUAUACACACAGCUGUAAAAAGAAAAGCAACUUAAGAAGAAACCUAGAUAAUGGUUAUUGCACCUUAGAAUGGCAAGCAGUGCAUCCAAGGAACCUGCUUAGUGGCUCAUUGCACUAUGCUGACACCACUUUGCCCCACAGUGGGGAUUCCCUGUCCUUUGGUUUCUUUGAUGAAAAAUCUUCCCAAGGUCCAUUUUUAACACAGCUCUGAAAAUAGAUGCAUGUAAAAGGGAUGUUUUUUGUCUUGAAUGUAUUUAUUAGCUGGCAAUCAGUUUUUUGCUUCCAAAGGUACCUGGAUUAAUUUGGGCCCAGCUCUGCAGGCUCAUAAAGCCAUGUGCAGUGUCAGGAGGAACACAGUCCAUGCAGGGCUAUGGGGUGAGGCCAGGUACAUUUGGGGAAGCCAAGUGUUGCCAGCAGAAGAGGCAAUUUGCACUGGAACUGUUGCUGUUCAAACCAGCUGUCCUUGAUCUGGGACAGUCUGGAGGAGCUCAUGGCAGGGUCUGCACCUUUCUGUGUACUUAUGCACUUUAACCUUUCUUUUUGUAAAAUAGUGCUAUGCUUUUGUUUUAGUCACCAACAAUGGAAUGUACAGGAUGGCCUUGUUGGCAGAGAGGACCAAAUAUAAUUGCCUGAAAUGUAAUGAGAGGGUUUUCAAUAUUUUUCUGUUUAAAAAUGCAAAUACAGUGUAAACUGCAUUAACAACUAGAAAGAUUAUUAUAUGCAUCCAUCAGGUACUACACGUAUACAUGCAUGUGCAUGCACAUACAUGUUGUAUGCAAAUGAUGUCAUUUCAGAACAUAGCAAGCUACAGAUCUUCAUUGCAAACCAAUAAAAAUAUUUGUGGGAAUUACUGCCUGCAGACCAUGCUCAAGGGAAAACUUUCCCUAAAGAAAUUGGUCUGUACAAUGCUGGUAGGAUUGAGGCCAAGUCUUGAUCCUGCUGUUAUGGCAAACAGCAGCAAAAGUCUCCACAACCUCCAUGAUAGCAGAGAAAAUCCUUAGGUAACACCAGUAUGUGUAGCUGCUCACAAAAGUGUGUAUAAACACACUGUUUUCAUUUUGCCUGGCUGCAUGAAUGGGGAGCAGGGCUGGGGCAGUACCAAUCCCUGAUGAAUGGAUUGAUUCAGCUACAAUCAAACACAUUUAGCUCAGGGUGAAUGUGUCAAUCAAAGAAAGCAGAGAAAUUUUUAGGAGGUGAUUUUCAGUUGCUGAUAAUUUAAAUAUUUUUCCUGAAUAGCGAAAGAUAAAAAGUGUUAUUAGAUGUGUUGAUCUGUGGUCAGGAUUUCAAUUUGCAGAGUAGCUACUAGAAUGUGUUAAAGUGGGACAAAUAGCACAUUUCCUAUAAACAUUAGAAGAAAAAUCCAGCUCAGAGGGAUAAAAAAAGAAAUCCAACUGCACAGAUCACAAAGAUGCUCUGUGGGAGUUGGACAGUUUCACCAGUACAAACCUAAAGUUUCUUGCAGCUGCCUGUUAUUUUGAGCAACCACUUAAAGGAAAAUUCCAUGUAAGACAGUGUAAGCACUGCAUCUAAUCACCAUCUAUAGGUUGUUAAAUGAAAAUAGAAAAAUAAAAGGCUUACCCCUCACUCUCUCCCACUGAACAGAGAUGUCGAAACAGCUACCAAAAUUUUUAAGAGUGCUUUAUCAAUUCCUUGUUUACACAUAUAUUCCUGUUUAUCUGUCAGGUGUUUCAUAACUGAUUCCUGCAGCUUUCUCUAAGGAUGGGUCUGCCUGGGAAUGUCACUUUGGCUAAGUGGGCUGCUGUAUGCAUAUCUACUGACAACAGUUUGCUCUUUUGCUUUGACAGAGAUGUGUGAUGACAGCUCUUUAUUGAUAAGGCAGAGCAGAAGGUGCAGUGCAAUUGAAUCUGGGAAGUGAUAAGAGAGAAGGGAGGCAGCUUUGAGAAGAGGCUGUAAAGCAAAGGCAUAUGUGCUUAGGUUUGCCUUGAUGCCCUGCCAUCACACAAGCUCUUCUAGGAUAUCCUUUGUGCUGGGGUGCAGGAUAAUCAGUGCUUGUGCAGAGGAAUUAGCUGUUCAGGGACUUUAUUUUUACAUCUUUGGAAUUAACAAAAAAAAAGUAUUUCUCAGAGUCAGAAUGACAAGGGGUAUUUGAUUCUCAUGGCAGUUCACUAAACAUGGGUAACACAGAAAUCAUUAGGAAAACUUUAUGCAAGUCCAAGCCUCUCCAAAAAGAACAAACUAAGUAGGUAGCUUUUGGUUUAUCCUGGGAUGCACUGCUCAAAACUACAUUUCUCUGCUGACAUAUUUCCACACCCAUGGGACUGGCAGGAGCUGUGUGUGUAACCUUGAGCCAACUCAGCAGGACUCUGCCCUGCCAGGCAGGCUCAGCCCCAGCCCAGCCCAGCUCUGCUGUACAGGACAUGGGCUGCAAAGCCUGGCCAGAGAGGUGCACAGCCUGCAGAGCUGAUCCCAGCUGCCCUCUCUGCUGUAGCCAGCCUAUGGCCAGUCAAACAUGUGCCACUGACAGAGCCUAAAGCAGGGCAGGGGACAGAGGACAGGGGCACAUCUCACACAGCUCUGGGCUGGCCAGUGUGGGGAGUGGCCAGAGACUGAGCUCACCUCACUCUAACAGGCCAGGCCCAGCAACUCUUGGGAUUUCUGGGCACUUCCUAAGGAUCCUGGGCUUUAUCAUCUUCCUUUAGCCCCCUCUGCCAAGCACUGUCAGUGCAGCAGACAGGAUUAGAUACAGCUUUGAUCUGACCUCCUCUUGGCUUUCCUUAAAUAUUCAGGACAAGUUUGUAUAUUUGCCUGAAACAGCAAGAGGAAACAUGUGAGGAGGCUGCAGCAUAUUAAGAACCUGAAUAGAAAAUUCAUCUACUUGUGCUUCUAACCAAGCAUGAGGUGGGAUAAAUAAGGCGGGUGCUGAACAGUAGCAGAUUGAGCCUGAGAGUGAGAGACAGCAAAUCUGGGUCCUGUUCUCAGCACUCCCUGGGAGCUCGACCAAGCCAAAGCCUCCUGCCAUCCCUGACUUGCCCAGGUGUGCAAGGAAGGAAGGAAGAUGGGAAACAGCAUUCCUGGCACUACCUGGGAGCAGGGGAAAUCACUGCCUCACACUGCAGGGGCCGGGUCACCCCUCCCUGGGCAGGAAGGUGACACAAACACAAGGCUGCUCAGGUCUAGGGAAGCAGUUUCACCCACAGACUCCCAAUUUCAGCAGAGGAGAGACUCAGACAUUUCAGGGUGCUAUAGAGCAUCUGUGAGGUGAGGCCCAAUUAGAGUGCUGCACUGGUGUAUCACCAUGUCCCACUCCUGUUUCCCUUUCUUGUUACUCCUCUCUUUUUCCAGAGGUGAUUAUCACUGCCAGGCAACUGAUUCCAAGUUACUGAAACUUUUUUUUUCCUAUUUUAUAUUUCAUACAAUUAAAAAAAAAUAAUUUUCCUAACCCCAGCUUGGGACUGUCCUUGUGUUCUACAAAGCUUUAGGAAUAGUUAUGACCUAGAAGCCUGAUCCAUCAAGCUGCUGAACCCUGUCAGCCUGGACUCUGCACAGAGUGCUCAGUUCACAUGCAGGUGUUCCAGGAGAGGGCUGGCUCUGGCACCACUGCACGUGCUGAACAGGCACUGCAAGCACAGGGGCUGUUGAGGGAGUGAGGCUUUGCCAUGAAGGCAAAAGGCUCAUUGCUGCCUGACCUCUUUAAACUGGAAUGACCGCAGGAGCCUUGUGGCCACAGACUGCUUUCUGCCAGCUUGUUUGACUUUUAGGCACACACAUAAACAUACCUGUAUCUAGUGGUGUUUUCUUAUGAUCUGCUAAAUCACAGCACUUGUAAAAAUAUCGAGGGGGAGGUUCAAAUGACACAAACCUCAUGUGACAAUAUUGCAUGCAACUGCAUUAACCAGUAACCACUAUGCAAUAUUAACCCCAGCAUGCAGCAGUGCUACCUGAGCAUGUGUUUAGAGAAUGCAUGCAGAAGGCUCACUCGUAGGGUAUUCUUAAGCUAUUGAUUCAUAUCAUCUGUGGAACACUUUACAAGUCCUUUGCAUCUGCCAGACUCAAAUCUGAGUUGUUCAUAUUACCUGGAACAACCUAAUUACCAAACACAGAGCCCUUUUAAAAUCCCAUCCUUAGAACUGACUUUGUGUUGUGGGUUUCAUGUUUGCUCCAAGUGUUUAAAUAAUAACAGACAUCUGUAUAUCAGCUUUUGUAGACAUAUUUUAGUACCCCCUCAAGAAUUAAAAAGUUACAUCUGCACAGCUUUCACAGUGAAGCUGGGUGGUUUGGAUUUUCACAUUUUCAUCUCUAGUCUCAACCCCAGAACAGCCAGGUAUCCCAGGAAUACCCACAGGGCCUCCAUGGCAGAAAUAACAACUGCUGUCCUCACUGGCACAGCCAGAGCCCGAGGCCUAAAUCACUGACUGCUGGAGCCAGUGAGAAAUGGAGCAGAGCAUAAAUUGGUUGUAGAUCUCUUUUGCCCAAACAUGCAUCUGCAAAACGAGACAUAUUAGUUAUUUUCGCAUGAAUUACCUGCACAGUUGAAAAAAUGUGAUUUCUGGUCACCAGUGUUGUCAGCUUAGCAGUCUGUACAGUGAAUCUAUGUAAUAAAUGUUAAUAAUAUACCAAUUAGUCACAAAAAUGGUAAGACAAAAUGCACUGCACGUUGUGAAAAAAAAAAUGGUGGAUAUGCAAUACAGUAUUAUCUACUAUUCAAACCUUACCUAGGCUAGAAUCAGAUUCCUUCAUUAUGGUUCUACUGAUUUUUGGACUGGUGAAAUAAAUCAGAGAACAGGAGUGUUGUGCAUGAAGAGGUCACUGACACUUUGAACAAACGUAGGAAAAAUUAAAAACAGUCAUGCCAGAGAAUCCAUGGGAAGUUUCAGAGCCUCAGCCCACAAAGUAACAGACAUUAGGCAAGGUAAAGAGACAGAAGGAAUCUAAAUUUUCCUAAAAUAUGCUGUAACUUUACAAAUGCUUGCAGUAUGUGACAACCCAUUGAGCAAGCUUGCAUGGUCAAGACUUGAUGUGCUUUGAUCUCUUUUCCCCUUCUACAUUUACAGAAUGCCAUCGACAUUGGCUGAACCUUUAAUUUAAAUAGCCUUUUUAAUAUCAGUAAGCUAUUGUAAAUUCAGAAAAAUAAAAAAAAUUUAUAAAUAUAUUUUAUAUAUCAGAGUAUAACAUAUCUAGAGUAAAAUAAAACUAUAUAGUUUUGAGAGGCAUUCUGUGUGGCUUCUUCUAUAUGCUGUAAACUGUUUGAAAACCUUUGCAAUCUUGCAUCAGUUCUUUUGGCUUUAUUUUUAAGCCAACAUAGAGGAAGGAAGUGAUUCCAGGGUUGGCAGAUACUUUCACCUGGGCCAUCUCAAGAGCCCUGCUGCUGCACACCCUUGCAGAGCUGCCUGAACCCCUGGUGUCCGUGGGGAAGUGCAGGGCAGGGCUGGGCAGCACUGCCCAGGUGGGAGCUCAGCCCCACACCUGAAUGUUUACAUUCCCUUACAAAGGCUCACCCUGACCCAGAUUCAGAAUCUGAAUGUAAGAACAUACGGGGUACAAGGUCAGUUUCUUACCACAGGUAACUCUGCCUCUGUAUGCUUAGUGCAUUAUCAGCUGUGUAUAAUAUUAAACACAGACCUAGAGUUUACUGAUGCUUUAAUUUGGUGUUUCCCUGCACUGCUGUUUAAAAUAACCUAUUUCUUCAAAAAAGAAUGAUGUGCAUACUGGAUGUGUUAAAUUUAUUAAGGUCAUAGAUGACUAUUUGCAAAGCACCACACUUAAUGUAGUAUUUUUGUACUGUAAUGGAAGCAUGCCUUCCUUGGGUUCUUUUCCACAUAUUAAAUUGUAUUUAUUAAUUGUAUUUAUAACUGUGCAAUUUUUAAAUAUGUUUUAAAAAUAAACUUUGUCUGUGGCUUCAAA